CCUCUCGAUCUCCCCUCGUUCCGCGGUGCCGCUUCUCCUCCCGCGGGAAUCCCCUCCCGUGUUCCCCUCACGCGUGCCACGACCGUUCCGAGACCGAGACCGGGACGCGCGGGAGUCAAUCGCUCGCGGACUUCGAUAGGACGAACAUCACAGGGGUCCUUGCUCUUCCUCCUCUCUCAUAACGCCUGUCUGUCCGAGCGCGUUUCUCCUCGCGCCUCGUGUCGCUCUCUCGCGUGCUUUCCGCGUUCCCUCGCCCGCUGCCUCUCUCUGUCGUUUCGCUCUCUUCCUUCGUUGUUUCGUUGGUUCUUUUCCUGUUUCGUUUCCUGCGAGUUACAUUGAAAAGUACGAAGGCCACGAGCACGUUGAAAGACACAUUUUGGAGCACGUUGGCCUCACAGCCAGCAACGUUUGUCGCAGAGCACCGAGAGUGGCAAGAAAGAAAGAAAGAAAGAAAGAAAGGAACAGAUAAAAAAGAAAGAAGGAAAGAAGCAAACGAGGAUUCGUUCGAACGUUUGAGCAAACAACACGUUGCGUCUCGGCCGUCGAUCGAGCAGCACGAGCACUUCCCAGCAGACGGAAGCCUGCCGGUCAAAGUUCACGGUGUGAAUUUUCACGAUCGUAACACACACACACACACAAAUACACGCGCGCGCAUACACACACACACACACAGAGUGGCGGGGACGAGAAAAAGGCGAGAGCCGGCCGAUGUUUGCGUAUGAAAAAGUCCGGUCGUCCUCUUCCACCUCUUCCUCUUCUUCUUUCCGGCGUUCGCCUGCUGGCAGGCACGCAACGUGGUGGUGCCGGCCGAUCGGUGCUGCAACAAAGAACAAAGGGCCAACAACGUUAACACCAGCAACGACAAAGACUACGACGAGGAAGACGAGGAGGAACGAGGACGGCGUGGAAAAGAAGAACGUGCGAAGGAGGAAGGAAAGCAAACGAGAAAAAUAAAGAGUGGGGGAGGUUUGACGCGUGCUACUACAGCCGUGUUAGUUCCAACGAAAAUAGUCCGGCGGUUUCCGCGGUGAGAGAGAGGGAGAGAAAGAAAGAGAGAGAGAGAGAGAGGAGAGAGAGAGAGGAGAGAGAGAGAUAACGCGGCAGAAAAGAGCGAGAAGUAUCGUGAGUAUCGUCGUAUGUAAGACCACGCACACAUGCGGACUCGCCGUGUUAUCAACCGGUGACGGGCUCCGCGAGCGUAUAACACGAGAGGCGUUGGUGGAGUGCAACAUUUCGGUAGUGUUGGUGUGACGUUGUGGAUUGGACAAUGAGAGAACAAGGGAGAGAAGAGUUUGUUCCCGAGAUAAACGCGAAACGAGACGAUCGAGAUUCGUCACGGGCGAAAAUAAAACGGAGAUAAAUUGGGAUCCCUAUUGAAUCCGCGCGUUGAAGAGCGAACGAGACGGAGGGGAAGAAAAAGAACCAAGAGAGAGAAAGAGAGAGUGAGUGAGUGAGUGAGUGAGUUAGUGAGGAAUUCUAUUCCCGAGACGAGAGAGUGAGAUCUGGCUUUCUUUCCUGUCGUUCGCCGGCAGACAGACAGACAGGGAGUGAUGCGCGGCGCGAUCAGCUGUUCGAAGCCGCGAAGUGUACCGUCGUCUCCUUUUCUCCCGUUUGAUCAUUUGUCACACGUCGUGAGUUCCUUCGACGAGACACGACGAGACAUUCGUCCAAAAUUCGAUCGAGAAAACGUUUUACGUUUCACGUCUUUCUACGCAUGUUUUUCGAGAGGUUCUCGAACUACCUGUUGACGAAUCGAGGAGGGAGAACCGACGCUGUUGUCGAAAGAAACGUUGAACGCAGCUCGGUUCUCGUUAUUCGUUCGAGGGUUUGCACUCUGGUGCACGUGGUUGAUCCCGACGGUGUCACCGUGACGUUGCAUAAAAAUCGUCAUAAAACAGAGAACAGAGAAAAAAAUCACCCCCUUUGGGUCAUUAGCAAAGACAAGAACCAACAGAGGUACACGGCCCCACGUUGCAGGAAUCGUUUUUACCAUGUGCUCGAUGAGAUUUCGCGGGAACAACGGUGUCGAAUCGGUUGGACGGGACGUGUUAAAAAUUCGCGAAUGCCGAAUGCCGUUUGAAGUCGUUGUGUCUGCGAGCAUGCGACUGGAGGAAGUUUCGGCGGCGGUGCGGCGGUGCGCCGAGUGUUUUUCGGAGUGAAUGUUAUCGUCGAGGCGUUGUUGUUGGUGUGCGCGUCUUAUCUGUCACUCGCAUCGACGGAGUGAAAGACAGAGAGAAAGAAAGAGGGCGAAGAGAGAAAAAAAGAGAGGGGGGAGGGACGAACGAAAGGAAAAGAAACGAAAAGAAAGACAUUUCGGACAGAGAGAGAGAGUUCGGAGGUCACGGAACCGAUGGACGAUAUGCGGCACGCAAACUCGUUUCGACGAGCUGAGAAUUUCGGCCCGCGGAUCCAAGCGGCGCGGCCGCGUCGUUCGCCCGGACGCCGAACGAGCGGCGUGAAACAGUGGUGAUAUGCUGGCCGAGGGACACGGGAGCGUCGAUUCUAUUCCCGGCGUCUUUUUCUCGCCGGUUGCGUGACGUUCGACUGGCGGCGAGGAACACAGACGCGCGCGGCGGCGGCGGCGGCGACGUCGUCGUUCUCGAACGUGCGCGCCUGCUGACAUCAACUUCGCUGCUCGCGCGAUAGCUAGUCAAAGUGAUCGGAAGGGCAUUACGUUUUCAUUAUACGGGCAUCACCGAGCGUGUCGUACGUCGCGUCGUGUACGGUAAAUGUGUAACACGCAGUCGGUAAGAGUCGUAAAGACUCUGUCGUUGUUCAUAGUGUUCAAUCUGUACAGUGUAUAUCCUUCCCUUCCUGUAAAGUAACUGGCGCUGAAAUUUUUAUGGCGAAAGAGACCAGAAACGAUUUGAAGUUUGAGCGCGUGCUCUGGUGACUUCUUGCUCUCGCGAUUUGUUGUGUACGCGCCGUUCAACAACAACAGAGACUUGCAAGUUCUGGCGCGAAAGAAAGUUGUUGUCGGUGGUGGCGCGCCGGUGGUAGUGGUGGUGGUGGUGGUGGUGGUGGUUCGAGCGUCUCCGGAAGAGCGCGAAAGACACGACGAAAGCGAAAGUACGACGAUUGCGUUGGCGCGUUCCUCGGAAGAAUGACCUUCAAGUUCCGUUGAGAGAAUCUUCCGCGACUCGAGCCUCGAAAGGAGAGAGAAGAAAAAAAGAAUAUGGAUCUGUAACACAGGCGACACAGCUGUCAACGCGUAUCGUCGUCGUGUGAUUAAAGAAAAAAAAAAAAAAAAAAAGAAGAAAUAUUCGCCGGUCGACGAUAGUGUACGCUGGUGCAAAUAUUUCGGCAACGAGAAGGAACCGUGGGUGGGGGGGCAUGGUGGGAUCCCACCAACCAGGGCCACAGGCCCCGGUUGCCCCUCUGUAACGAGGAGAUCUCUCGCUAUCGUGCCGCUCGUGCCUCAUUACAUUGCCUGGAAUGAUGCAGCAAAAAUUCGUGAAGAGGACGGCCGAGGAGUUGGAGCCAGCCGGCAGUGGUAGCGGAGACGGCGGCUUCGGCGAGCCGCCGGUGAAGCUGCAAUGCACACAAGCACAGCAUCAACAUCAGCAAGGUCCCGGUGGCGGCGGCGGAAAAGGUGGGUCUCAUCACGGUCCCCAUGGUCAACACCCCGGUGCUGGAAACGGCGCGAACUCCACGGGUGCAACGCAUGGUGCCGGUGGGGGCGGCGGUGGUGGCGGUGGCAACGAGGGAUUGACCAAGUUCUCCGUAGAGAUCGUGCAACAACUGGAGUUCACCACGUCCGCGGCCAACUCGCAGGCCCAACAGAUCUCCACGAACGUGACCGUCAAGGCGUUGACCAACGCCUCGGUGAAGAGCGACCUACUGAACGCGUCGUCAUCGCCGAAGUCGGGCCCAGACACGCCAGCCUCUGCGACGUCGCGACCGCAGACGGGAAACGGUGCCGGUGGUGGACCAGGCGGCGGUGCGGCCGGUACCGGGCCACCGGCACCCGGUGGUAUCGGUUGCGUGGACAUAGGUAACCUGGUCGAGUGCAAGCAAGAGCCGGACAAUGAAUUCGUCGACUUGGAGCAGUGCGCUGCAGCGCUGGAGAAAGAUGCAGCGGCGAACGGCGCCGGUUUCCCUGGUUUCUCCGACUUUAUGGGCGACGACACUGGCGACGAGAUCAUCACGUCAGACGCGUUCAAGGAUCUCAUCUCGGAGAUCUCUGACCUGCAUCCCGAGUUCAUGAAGGACUUUGACUUCGAGGAGAAGAUUCCGGUGGAGGCUUUGGCGAACAACGCGGCGGUGGUUGCUGCGGCCGCCGCUGCGGCCAAUAACAACAAUAACAACAACAACAACAAUAACAGCAUCGGGACGAACAACGGUCAGAUCAAGAUCGAGGACGACAAAGACUCGAUGCAUCAGCAGCACGGCAACGUAAACAGCAACAGCGUGAACAACGGCACUCCCACGAACAACGGGAACGCCAAUGUGCCGGCCAAUUCGAGCCCCGGAGGUCUCGCUUCUGCACAGUACUCCCCCGCUAGACUACCGUAUUCCAGCCUGGACUUCAAGUCCGAGAUGAGCCCGGCUGCUCAGACGCUGAAGCAAAUGGCUGAGCAACAUCAGCACAAGAGUCAACAGCUUGGUCUCGGUGGAUUUAAUCCUGGCGCGGCGGCGGCGGCAGCUAGAGGCUCUACUGCUAGGUCACCAUACGCCGAAUUUCCCCAGUUUGGCGGCACGUCCGACUAUCUGGGCAGUCCUGGCAGCACCGGCCCACCUGGUGCACAGUCUCAGGCGACCACCGGCACUGGGUCGUAUCACAAGAACAACGGCACGGCUGGAUUCCAGAGCCAGCAGACGAACGACAUGUUCGUCGGGUCGCAAACUCAGUUCGCUGCCGGCCUGGCGGAUAUGAAGAGACCGCAGCCAGCCGCAGGCGGCAAGCCGACCAUGCUUGGACCGAGCGGAGGAUACAAGCAACAGUACUCGCCGUACGGUAGCCCAGGAUCGAUGCCGAAUCACGGCAGUCCAGGAUAUCCACUGCCACCGAGAGGCUCUCAGGGCGCCGGACCCAAUCAAACCGGAUCCCAGGGACCUUUCACUAGCUCCACGCCGCCAAGACCUCCCUCGGGACCCGGCACGUCCACUCUGCAAAUUAACCAGGCGCAACAGCUACACAUCAACAACCCCGGUCAUCAGAUUCAGCAACAUUUAGAAGAACGUUUCAUCGUAAAGAGAAGAAAACUUGGAUCUUCAAAGACACGGCGGAUGGGUUCAGUCAUGAAAAAGAUUUCUUCGCCUCGAGGGACGUAUGAAUUAAAAAAAGGCAUGGUAUGUCAAAAAUGA
This is a messenger RNA of Frieseomelitta varia, 5307 nucleotides long. Its product is annotated as neurogenic protein mastermind-like. NCBI's taxonomy places the organism in Eukaryota, Metazoa, Arthropoda, Insecta, Hymenoptera, Apidae. The transcript has 3 exons. The coding region runs from base 3436 to 5307 and encodes 623 amino acids. The record is from RefSeq and is a predicted model, not a curated record.